GGACGACGAAGCGAUUAUAGCGUUAAAAGCGACCAGGGAGGUGGUAGGGUAAUGCGGGGAUCUUAUUGCGUCUUCUUAGUGUAGUGUACAUAUCUUCUCUCUGUUUUGUCUUUGUCUGCGUUUCUUUCCAUCGUUUCUUUCUAUAGUAUUUAGUAUAGGACCAAUCGCCAAAAUGGAGAACCUUCCCACCACUUACGAUGGUCCCGUCCACAUCGCCGUCAUCGGCGGUACCGGCCUCUCCAAGCUCGAGGGCUACGUCCCCGUUGCCGCCCUUAACCCCACCACUCCCUGGGGCUCUCCCUCCUCUCCCCUCAUGAUCUUCGAGCACAAUGGACACGCCGUCGCCUUCCUCGCUCGUCACGGUCUCUACCACCAGCUGGCUCCCCACGAGGUUCCCGCGCGCGCCAACAUCGCCGCCCUGCGCUCCAUCGGCGUGCGCACCAUCAUCGCCUUCAGUGCCGUCGGCUCUUUGAGAGAAGAGAUCAAGCCCAUGGAUUUCGUCAUCCCCGACCAGAUCAUCGACCGGACCAAGGGCAUCCGCCCCUUCACCUUCUACGAGGGCGGCGUGGUAGGCCACGUUGGCUUCGCCGAUCCUUUCGACGCCGGCUUGGCGCAGGUUGUCGAGAAGUGCGCGUCUGCGAUGAAGGGUGACGGUGUCGUGCUGCACAACAAGGGAACCAUCAUCUGCAUGGAGGGACCCGCGUUCAGCACCCGCGCCGAGAGCCACAUGUAUCGCUCGUGGGGCGGUAGCGUCAUCAACAUGUCCGCGCUCCCCGAGGCCAAGCUUGCCAGAGAGGCCGAGUUGGCCUAUCAGAUGAUUUGCAUGGCGACCGAUUACGACUGCUGGCGCGACGAGGCGGGCGAGGAUGUGGAUGUCGCCAUGGUCAUGAAGUACAUGGCUGCCAACGGCGAGAAUGCCAAGCACCUCGUGGGUGCGGUGCUGGAUGAGCUGCUUAAGCAGGAUAACAGCGAUUUGGUCCUGGCCAAGAAGUGGCAGGGUAGUGCCCAGGGCGCGGUCAAGUUUAUGACCAAGCCCGAGGGCCGUGAUCCGGAGGCUAUGAAGAGGGUUGAGUUCCUCUUCCCUGGGUUUUGGGAGCAGAACUAAGUGUGUGAUGUGGGUUUUGAAGGUGGCAAGGUGGGGGGGGAAAGGCACAAGACUUUCAUGAGAUAUUUGCCAUGAUAGGGAUGGGACAUGAAUUGGGCUAUAGACAUGGGAGGGCUUUUCAGGAUUGGGAAAAACGCGCGUGGACUUAGCGUUGUGUAAUAGAUAGCGGCAUAGAUAUCCUUUGGUUGAUAUAUUAUAACGAACCUUACGUUCCCACCC
Neurospora crassa OR74A is the source of this 1324-nucleotide messenger RNA. RefSeq names its product 5'-methylthioadenosine phosphorylase (gene nic-7). Gene Ontology annotation, molecular function: S-methyl-5-thioadenosine phosphorylase activity. Bases 173 to 1105 code for a protein of 310 amino acids. NCBI's taxonomy places the organism in Eukaryota, Fungi, Ascomycota, Sordariomycetes, Sordariales, Sordariaceae. The record is from RefSeq and is a predicted model, not a curated record. Gene Ontology annotation, biological process: nucleoside metabolic process. Gene Ontology annotation, cellular component: cytosol. The transcript is spliced from 2 exons.